This is a messenger RNA of Fusarium vanettenii 77-13-4, 1812 nucleotides long. RefSeq lists its product as uncharacterized. NCBI's taxonomy places the organism in Eukaryota, Fungi, Ascomycota, Sordariomycetes, Hypocreales, Nectriaceae. The record is from RefSeq and is a predicted model, not a curated record. Bases 1 to 1812 code for a protein of 603 amino acids. The transcript has a single exon.
AUGAUAAGUAGCUCCGGCAAAUUGCCUGGAUUCACUGACAGAGCGACACACCCAUCGAAGCCACCUAUGGAGCUCUCAGCAAGCAUCAACCCGUACAUUUGUCCCACUGCCGUAUUUCUGGACCCCUCCGAGUAUGGCUUUUCAGGACUGAGUGACGCCAGCGGCACCUCAGAGCCUUAUGCCACGGACCAACAUGGCUCCUCCGCCGAGCUCCAUGCGCGUCUACGCCAAGAGCUCGAGGGUCCUGUUUCUUGGAGGAUCGACGGCUGUGCCCGACUGGGCACACAGUUCUUCGCCGUUCCCACAGCCAUUGCCGAUGAUGGCCAAGUUCCUUUACGGCGGAUUGACGUCUACACCCCAGAUCAAACUCGGCACCACCCACAGAUAUCCAAGAUCCUCAGGUCCACAGAAACUACGUUUGCCAGCGGGUCGACCAUCAAUGAGUUGCCGUUCGCUCGAUACAUAUUGCGUGUGCUCACCAGGUGGUCGAAUACCGUCUUGAAUUUUGUUCAUAUAUAUCGGGCCAUGCCAUUCGGGUCACGCAUCAUCAUCGAGACCAUCUCCCCAGAUCUUGACACAGUCAAAGUUCGGUUCUAUCCUAUGCCAGACAUCGAGAAGCUCUUCGUAACCGUCGGCUCUCUACAACUCGCUUGGCCUAAUCUCCAACUCCCCCCGAUAUUGCUCCUUGAUCAUCUACGGCUUCGGAGACAGAUCCAUGACACAAUCUCUCUGGUGCGACUGCCUCACGGUUCAAGUGAUGAGCUUUGGGUCUUCAAGUCAAACAUUCAUGACCCCAAGUACCUGUACCACGAGCUCAAGAUGCUUCUCCUCCUCGACGAGCACCCUGGCAUGUUGCGCAGCCCCAAGUACUUGGUCGCCCUGCAAGAUCAUCUAUCCAUGUCCACCAAGGUAUGCGGCUUCAUUGUCCCUUUCUAUCCUAUGGGGAACCUGGCAGGCAUGAUCGAUCGCCGACGGAUCGAAGGGACUCUGACAUUCGACACCAAGCUGGGGUGGGCACGCCAAAUCACUCAAGUUCUUUCCUGGCUUCUGAAAUCUCCUGCACGGUAUUACUCGGAACUGAAACCCGAUAAUGUCAUUUGCUCGGGGUGGGAUCAAGUGAUUCUAAUUGACAUGGAGCAAUCUGGCAACUGGGAGACAUUCACUGCACCUGAAAUCCACCAUGUUGAGAAUCUCCGCAGGUUGGCUGAAUCGAAAUAUGUGCCGGAGGAGAAGAGGGAGUUGUACCGCGCUCUGCUCCGAGAGCACCUUCCAGGCAGGGACCUGGGUAAGGGGAUGGCUUACUCGAACCCAGAAGAAGGAUACUUUGAUAUCUGGAAUUUGCUGUCCCCCAGCUGUCGCGAGUCAGCCAUGGUUUAUUCCCUUGGCAAACUCAUGUGGUGCAUUUUCGAAGGUUGGAGCCACACUCAGAACAACAUGGGAGAGGAUUACCGCUUCGAUUGCGAGUGGGAGUUCCCCGAGUUCCGCAUUUCACCCCCAAACAUCCGUCAGCUCAUCCGCCAGUGCACCAAGGGGGCCCCAGACUGGGCUGUUGACAAGGAUGACAGCAUCGUCCGGGUUGCAUCUAGUAUCUAUCCCAGGGGGAAAACCGGCCUUCAUGGAGAACCUAAGGCCUCGGGGAUGGAGACUUUGCUGUUUUGCAAGGACAUGUGGGAAAGGCGGAUUCAGAAAAUGGAUCAUUACUUGGAGGCUAAGCUGCGGUGGGAGAGAGGUGCAGCCCAUGCCACAGACGCAGAGCUAUUAGGUUUCCCCUUGAGACCGAAGUUAAGAGAUGUCCUAGAUAGACUUACUUAA